CUGCUUCAUAGCUUAUUUUUAACGCCUAAACUUUUCGAUAACUCUCAGGUGUCCUUUUUUAUCUGUCAUUUCUUUCACCAGUUCGUCAGCCUUCGCUUCUUUUUUAGAGGAGUCAAGAACGGACUUCAAGCACUAAGUAAUUCUAAAUUCACAUCCACUAAUCAUCUCCGGAUACCAAUCUGCGAACGAGAUCUCCACCAACAACUGCCUCAGCAAUAUCAGCUUACAUUCCAGAUGGCUCAUCAGCUGGUCACUAUUACACUAGACCGCCUUCUCAUAGCGCUCGGCCGCCUUUCAGCUCCACAGUUUGUUGAUCAAUCGCCCGAGAUGAGUUUAUGCCUUCUGCGAAGUCGGUCAUUCAUUGAGCAGGUCAGAUCUUUGCUCUCACUGAUCUCCACAAUUUUGGUACUAGCUUAA
Molecule: messenger RNA, 417 nt
Organism: Protopolystoma xenopodis
Lineage: Eukaryota; Metazoa; Platyhelminthes; Monogenea; Polystomatidea; Polystomatidae
Source: the annotation of a GenBank genome assembly